Rosa rugosa (rugosa rose) is the source of this 2173-nucleotide messenger RNA. RefSeq names its product sodium/calcium exchanger NCL-like. The transcript has 7 exons. NCBI's taxonomy places the organism in Eukaryota, Viridiplantae, Streptophyta, Magnoliopsida, Rosales, Rosaceae. Bases 148 to 1896 code for a protein of 582 amino acids. Gene Ontology annotation, molecular function: calcium ion binding; calcium:proton antiporter activity. The record is from RefSeq and is a predicted model, not a curated record. Gene Ontology annotation, biological process: calcium ion transmembrane transport; intracellular calcium ion homeostasis. Gene Ontology annotation, cellular component: membrane.
ACCCUAAACACCCCGACAGAUACCUCACACUGAACACCCACUCACUCUCUGAGGUCUUUCCCCUUCUUUAUCUCUCACCUGUCGCCACCUCACACGAGCAAAUCUCCUCCUCCCGACCGAGAGAGCUGUCUCUAUGCCCCGCCAGCCAUGUCCAGACUCCUCCUCCUUCUCUCCCUCCUAAUCCUCUGCGGCCACGUCCACGUCCACGGCCGCUACAACCUCCCCGACCAAUCCGAUCUAAUCUCCGAUGGGGUCCGCCAAUUCGGCACCUCAUACUCAUACUCACCGAACUUUCUCACCCUCCACCGCCCAGCCUUGAACGCCGACGACUCCACCUGCGACGAGACGUACGGCUUCUUGCCCUGCACCACCACCAUCCUCGGUAACCUCUUCCUCAUCAUCGUCUAUGGCGGCCUCAUGUACCUGGCCGCCACCUACCUCACCAAUGGCAGCGAGCUCCUCCUUGAGAUUCUCGGCCCCGGAAUCAUCGGUGGCCUCUUCCUCCCCAUUCUCGGCGCUCUUCCCGACGCCAUGCUCAUUCUCGUAUCCGGACUUUCUGGUAGUACAGAAACAGCUCAAGAUCAGGUUUCUGUUGGAAUGGGCUUGCUAGCUGGUUCGACUGUAAUGCUCAUAUCAGUAGUAUGGGGUUCAUGUGUUUUUAUUGGCAAGUGCGAUAUUGAGAAUAAUAUUGCCGUAGAUAACAAAGAUACUAAAAAGUUGAGCUUAACAGGUUCUGGUGUCACUACUGAUACCCUGACUAGCUAUUCUGCAAUAAUUAUGGCUGUAUCUGUCAUCCCAUUUAUUGUUGUUCAACUACCACAGCUCCUCAGUUCCACCUAUUUAAGACAGUUGGCAAUUUUAAUCGGACUAGUUCUUUCUCUUGCACUAUUGAUCUCCUACUGCAUGUAUCAGGUAUUUCAGCCAUGGAUCCAGAGGAGACGCCUUGCUUAUGCAAAGCACAAGCAUGUUAUAUCAGGACUUCUAAAACAUCUAAAGCAGCGUGCAUUGGGAAGGCUUCUUCACGAUAAUGGUGAACUCAAUCAAGAAGUUGUAAAAAAGUUAUUUGACACAAUUGAUACAGACACAGAUAAUCAUCUUUCACAUUCUGAGUUGAGAGCACUGAUUGUUGGAAUCCGGUUUGAUGAAAUAGAGUUGGAUAAGGAUGAUGCUGUAGAUAAAGUGAUGAAAGAUUUUGACACUUCUCAUGAUAGUCUGAUAACGCGUGAGGAGUUCACAAAAGGUGUCCAAAAAUGGCUUAAUGAGGCAAAACAUGCAGGAAACUCCACUUCUUACUCUGGUAGUCACACUGAGAAAUUUUUAAAUGACUUCCAUGAGCAAACAAAGAAAGAGCAUGAUCUUUUUGUGAGGGGGGAAGAGCAAAGCGAUGAGGUUGUCGAGGGUGUUGAUAAUCCCAAGAAAACCUCAAUCAAAGCGGGGUUGAUGUUGUUGGCUGGAACUCUCAUUGCGGCUGCAUUUGCUGAUCCCCUGGUAGAUGCUGUUGAUAAUUUCUCAGAUGCCACAAGCAUUCCAACUUUCUUCAUUUCAUUCAUUGCACUACCCCUGGCUACUAAUUCUAGUGAGGCUGUAUCUGCGAUAAUCUUUGCCAGCCGUAAAAAGAAAAGGACUGCCUCGCUAACGUUUUCUGAGUUGUAUGGUGCAGUAACCAUGAAUAACGUCCUCUGCCUGUCAGUAUUUUUGGCCCUGGUUUAUGUUAGGGGAUUAACAUGGGACUUCUCAGCUGAAGUCCUCGUCAUUGUUAUCGUUUGCGUUGUGAUGGGUGUUUUUGGCGGUUUACGCACCACCUUCCCUCUUUGGACAACGUCCAUCGCUUACCUACUUUACCCGUUCUCCCUGGUACUGGUUUAUGUUCUGGAUUAUAUUUUUGGCUGGUCAUAGACUCUGGACGUUAUAUGGAUUCAUUAUUCACCCUGGUACUGGUUUAUGUUCUGGAUUAUAUUUUUGGCUGGUCAUAGACUCCGGAUGUCAUAUGGAUUCAUUAGGUUGCUCAUAGUUUUCAACUUUUCAUUCUGUUUGUAUCCUAUAAUUUCUAUGGUCUUUAAUAAUAUUACCGUUGUGAGUAGGCAUUCAGUUUCGUUAGCAACUAGUGAGAUGUAUCCUGGUACGUAUAUUAUCAUCCAAUUUUCUCAAUAUAUGUAAACGGCUCAUUUAGAUA